CAAGCGGCGCGUAGUUCUUCGCAUAGUGGUGAUUGUCUAGUGUAGACGUCCAUCUCCGUUGCCCUCUUGUCUCUACUCUGUGAAACAACUAUGGUCGAAGCCGAGAAGAUGGAGACCAGCUCAACACCCGCCGGCGCACUGGACAUGACUCUGGCCGACAUCAUCAAAGCAAAUAAAGCCAAACAGAAGAACACCAGAGGCGGAGGCAAAAUGAGAGGCCGGGGCGGCGCCCGUGGCAGGGGCAUCGUCAAACGCGGAGGACAAGGCGGCCAGCGAGGAGGAGGACAAGGCGGCAUGAGGGGCAAAAUGAACAUCAGGGGCGGCGGCCAGAGAGGUAACAUGCGAGGAGGAAUGCGUGGCCGAGGCCUCGGCAGAGGAAGAGGAGGAAUUCAGCUAUCAACCUUGAGGGCAAAAAUGAACCAGGGUGCACCAGUACCAUCUGGACCUGCAAAAUUGCUCAUCUCUAAUCUGGAUAAGGGUGUAUCAGAUUCAGAUAUUUUUGAAUUAUUUGCGGAGUUUGGAACUAUCAAUGAAGCAGCUGUUCACUACGAUCGUUUAGGAAGAUCUGUAUCUACUGCGCACGUUCUAUUUGCGCGCCAUGUUGAUGCACUUAAGGCGCUUAAGCAAUACAAUGGUGUAAAUCUUGAUGGCCGUCCAAUGAACAUGACAAUAGAAGCAGGUGGUAGAGGGCCCAUGAGAGGUGGCCUGCAAGGACGUGGUGGCUCUGUCCAAUUUAAUUUCAAUCCUGGUAUGGGAGGUGGAGCAGUGAAGAGGCUUCAGCAAUCACCCCGUGGAAUGGGUAUUCGUGGUCGUGGGAUGCGCGGAGGAAUGAGAGGCAGAGGUGGGCGUGGUGGCUUCCCUCUCAAUGUCAAUGUUGGCGGCUAUGGAUUCAAUAAGAACUACAACAUGGGUGUGGGCAGAGGAGGAAACAGAGGCAGGGGUGGAAGAGGACGAGGCAUGAACAGAGGAGGUAAGCGUGGAGGGAACAGAGGAGGUGGACGCGGUACCGGACGUGGUGGCAACAGGGGAGCAGGACGUGGAGGAAAGAAGCCGAUGCAGCAGAAGAAAACUCCCACUGUCGAAGAACUAGAUGCUGAAUUGGACUCCUACCUGAACGAGACUGCAUAAAUUAUCCUAUAAAACCUCUGGAACUACCAAGUUGGUAGUCAGUACAGUGAAACCCCAAUAGCUGUAACGGCUUGAUUUCUGUUUUGACAAAAGGCUUGGAAUUGGUAGCCGCCAGAGAAUCGCUAGCGAAGCAAUCUCUAGAACAUUUAUGCCUUUUACACAAUUUUCUUAAGUUGUCCUUUUUCAACUUAAUCUCAUUUUAUACAGAUAUUUUACUUGGUGUUUAUACCUCAACUAUUCAAUGUUGAUAAACAUUUUGAUUAAGGUAUUAAUUUAUCGUGUACUAGAAAUGACUUAAGUUUCCUUAUGUACAUUAACCCCGUAAUGCCCUUUGUAAUUGCGUGUUUUCAUAUUAAUUUUUUUUUUCUAGGUUAGGUAAUGUAAAUGCCAAAGAGUUGUCAGAAUGAAUAUGUAUGAGUUGUGCUUUUGAGUAUAGAUAAGGGACCUUUUAAGAAAUCUUGAGUUUGUUUUAUCAAUUUUGAAGGUGCCUGUCUGAAUGAAUUGUGUAGAUGAGCUUUGGCAUCCAGAAAAAAGUACACAGGAUGAAAUAAAUUAUUAAAUUUCAGUAAGGCCAAUUUGAUUUAUGAACAACUUGUACCUGUCAAAUGUAUGGUAAGUGUAAUAAAAACGUGGAAGUACAA
This is a messenger RNA of Macrobrachium nipponense, 1769 nucleotides long. Its product is annotated as THO complex subunit 4-like. NCBI's taxonomy places the organism in Eukaryota, Metazoa, Arthropoda, Malacostraca, Decapoda, Palaemonidae. Bases 91 to 1128 code for a protein of 345 amino acids. Gene Ontology annotation, cellular component: nucleus. The transcript has 7 exons. Gene Ontology annotation, molecular function: mRNA binding. Gene Ontology annotation, biological process: mRNA export from nucleus. The record is from RefSeq and is a predicted model, not a curated record.